AAUGCCUCGAAACACACGCCAUGCACGCCGCUCGGCGCAGGCGCCAGAGGUACUUGUUCCCUUCCACCGCCUUUCUCAAGCUGCGACUCGCAUUGUCGCUCUGGACGCACGAGAAUCCUCCGGGUCCUCACCGUAGUGGGGCACGCGUGCAGCAGGAAAAAUAUUGCCUCAACACCGACGCGGGUGCAAAAAGCAAUUGCUGUGUCUUGAGAUAUACAUAGCCGUGCUUUUUGCCCGCUGAUAUCAGAACAUCGCUCACGUCUCCCUCCCUUCAGUGCCAGUACCGCUCCGGACAGCCCCGCCGUUCCGCAGCAUGUCGUCCACCGAGGUCCUCCGCGCGCUCAACUACUCCAACAUCAACCCGCACGUCAAGGCAGCCAAGUAUGCCGUGCGUGGUGAGCUAGCCGUCCGCUCCGAGGAGUACCGCGCGAAGCUGGCCAAGGGCGAGGGCAAGGACCUGCCCUUCGACACCGUCAUUGCCGCGAACAUCGGCAACCCGCAGCAGCUCGACCAGAAGCCCAUCACAUUCUUCCGCCAGGUCGCCAGCCUCCUGGAGAACCCGCAGCUGCUCGAGCACGAGGAUGUGCUUAUCAACAGCCUUGGAUACAAGUCGGAUGUUAUCGAGAGGGCGAGGUGGCUACUGAAGGAGGUCAAGAGCGUGGGAGCAUACAGCCAGAGCCAGGGCGCGCCAGGCCUGCGGGAGAGCGUUGCCAAAUACAUUGAGCGACGUGACGGCUACCCAGCCGCUCCCAAGGACAUCUACCUCAGCAAUGGCGCGUCCUCGGGCGUGAACACCCUACUCCAUGUCAUCUGCGCUCGGCCCAACACCGGUGUCAUGGUUCCCAUUCCCCAGUAUCCUCUCUAUACCGCUACACUUGCCGUCCUCGAUGCUCGCUGCGUACCAUACUUUCUGGACGAGAGCCAGGCCUGGGGGACAAGCCUCAAAGAGAUCCGGUCUGCCUACGAGAAGGCAGUUGCAGAAGGGACCGAUGUCAAGGCAAUUGCCAUCAUCAACCCUGGCAACCCGACUGGUGCGAGUCUGCCCGCCGAAGACAUCAAAGCUGUUUUGGAAUUUGCUGCCGAGAAACACCUCGUGGUGAUCGCCGACGAGGUGUACCAAACGAACGUCUUCAUUGGCGAGUUCAUCUCCUUUAAGAAGGCUCUCCGCGACCUGCAGAAGGAACAGCCUGGAAAAUUUGACCACAUCGAGCUUGCUUCGCUGCACAGCGUCUCCAAGGGCAUGGUUGGCGAGUGCGGACACCGAGGUGGCUACUUUGAGCUCGUUGGUUUCGACCCGGAAGUUGCUGCCGAGAUCUACAAGUUCAUCAGUAUCCAACUCUGCCCGCCCGUGCUCGGACAGUGCAUCGUGGAGAUGAUGGUCAACCCACCAAAGGAGGGCGAUCCAAGCUACCCGCUGUACAAGGAGGAGUACGACGGUAUUUUCAACGGCUUGAAGAAGCGCGCAUAUGCUCUCUACGAGGCAUUCAAGCAGAUGGAGGGCGUAAAGUGCAACGAACCUCAGGGCUCCAUGUAUCUGUUCCCCACCAUCACCAUCCCGCCCAAGGCCGUCGAGCAAGCCAAGAAGGAAGGCCGUCAGCCCGACGAGUUUUACUGCUUCCGCAUGCUGGACAAGACCGGCAUCUGUGUCGUUGCCGGCUCCGGCUUUGGCCAGAAGGAGGGCACGCUCCACUUCCGGACGACUUUCUUAGCCCCCGGCACCGAAUGGACGGGCAGGAUCGUGCAAUUCCACAAGGACUUUAUGGAGGAGUUCAAGUAGGUUCCUAGUCUAGUGACGCGGUCUGAGGGUUUAAGCGAACUGGUGAUAUGGCGAUUCAUGGGACGGUGUGUAUGGGAAAACGGGUCCAAGCGGUUCAGACGACAAAUGUCUGAACUGUCAUGCGUAGAUAUCUGGACGGAAUCUCAACUUUUCACAUUCCGCUGACGCCGUGCGCUAAGUUCACAAAUCCAUGUUCCUGCAGAUACCACGUCAAUCGACUGGCACAAUUGACUUCGCGACUCGUAUUGCAUAAGGCCAGCACUCUAUAAGUUUUCAAGACUGCCGUCUCAGUCUUCGGUUUCACACCCUGCCAGUC
This is a messenger RNA of Trematosphaeria pertusa, 2093 nucleotides long. RefSeq names its product PLP-dependent transferase. The record is from RefSeq and is a predicted model, not a curated record. Bases 314 to 1777 code for a protein of 487 amino acids. Lineage: Eukaryota; Fungi; Ascomycota; Dothideomycetes; Pleosporales; Trematosphaeriaceae. Gene Ontology annotation, biological process: biosynthetic process. The transcript has 3 exons. Gene Ontology annotation, molecular function: pyridoxal phosphate binding; L-alanine:2-oxoglutarate transaminase activity.